CUAUAAUUAUUUUGUCGAUAAAAUUUUAAGUAGAGUACAACAUCAUAGUCGUGCUUUAUGUCUGACGUAAGAUGUGUUGGUGUGUUUUGGGGUGUGCGUCGAGGUGUAUUGUAUUUGAAUGAGAUAAAGCUGAGCCAUAAAAUCAUGUUGAGAUCUGCUGGUCAAGAAAACCGUACUACGAUAUGAAAAACAACAAAACUAUGAGUGACGUGUAUCACAGAAAUGCAAAAGAACUGGGUGUCGACUUUGACAAACAUGGAGUCGCCCAUCACGCUGACAAUGUUCCUUCGGGAUCUACUGACAUGGGAAACGUGUCGUACGAAGUACCAAGCAUACACCCUAUGUUUUAUAUUGGUACUGAUGCGGUCAAUCACACAAAAGGUUUCGCAGUUGCUUCAGGUUCAGCGGCAGCACAGUCGUAUACGAUUGCUGUCUCUAAGGCCAUUGCAGCCACUGCCAUUGAAAUCCUUCAAGACUGGAAGUUACUUGCUCAAAUAAAGGAGGAAUUUGGAAAAGUCAAAUCUUGAAGUCACCAUAUUAUAUAAUGUUUACAUGUAUAUGAUACAAAUCGGCACUUUUUCUUGGCGGAACGAUUAUAUUUGUCUUAAGCAGUAAUGUCCAAAAUGCAAAGGUUGAUCAAGAAGUAAUGUCACUGCGUCCAUCCCGAAUUCCUCACUAGUUCAACUUUGCUAAGCAGUUAAGGCCUGUUAUUGAUAUGAUGCUAAAAUAUUUUUGCGUCAAUAACGACAGUGACGUGCGGCGAACACCGUUACUAUGCAUGCCGAUCUCUUGAUAAAUUAGAAAAAAUGUGAUAUUUUCAGAAAACAUUACAAACUGAUCAAAGUACUUAGGUAAGGCGUUGUCUUCUCUUUUUGUCAUUUUACACAUUUUUAUGGUUCUAAUGAUAUUACCUCUGGAUCAGUCCUCAUAAUAUAGAGAAAAAUGAUGUCUGUUUUACGCAGUCAUAUAAUGAGAUAUGUGUACUAAUGUACUAAUUUAUAUACUAGUAAUUUAAUACUGGGAAGGGCUUAGUGUAAUGUUGUUAGAACUUGUUGCCCAACCCAUUUGCUUUUGUAUUUUUGCAAUUCUAUGUAUCUACUUGCAUGUAUAUAUGAGCAAUAAAAUAUGGUUAAAUCAGUAAUUUAAUAAAGAAAUAUUCAGUAGAAUUUUUAUACAUUUGUAUUGUUGCAAGUCACGCAGUUUGUCUCUGUAUCCCGGUCAUCUAACAAUCUGAUUAUCGCUAAAGGGCGUUCAAAAUGUAAUAAUUCAUCCGGUUGAUCUGUCAAUAUUUCCUUAUUUUCUUGGUACUCUCUGUAGUAAUUCUAAAUGGGCCGAUAUAUUAAAAGCAGAUUCACGAAAGUACUACCAUUCCAAUAUAGUCUGUUCUUUCCUUAUAUGACAAAAAUAGCAAGCAUGAAAGCUCUUUUUGAAAUGAUGUUUCAUUCAAAACAGGAACCAUCAGCAAAAUACAAAAGAUUAAAACAUAUCAAACGACCAAUAAAUAGCAUGGAACUGAAAAACACGGGAAAAUACCAUUAUGUUAA
This is a messenger RNA of Mercenaria mercenaria, 1544 nucleotides long. RefSeq names its product xaa-Arg dipeptidase-like. The transcript is spliced from 3 exons. Lineage: Eukaryota; Metazoa; Mollusca; Bivalvia; Venerida; Veneridae. Gene Ontology annotation, molecular function: dipeptidase activity. The record is from RefSeq and is a predicted model, not a curated record. The coding region runs from base 183 to 527 and encodes 114 amino acids.